AUGCUGGUGGCUCAGUUCAAGGACUUCGGCUUAGGUGAUAUGCGCCGUAAUGUAGCUGACCCCGUUGUCGGUCAUGGAAUCUUUACUACUGAUGGCGAGGAUUGGAAGCAUUCCAGAUCGCUGCUACGGCCUCAGUUUAAACGAGAUCAGAUAAGCAAUCUUGAUAGGGAAGAACGUCAUGUUCAAAAUGCAUUGCACGCCAUUUCGAUUCUUUCUGACGGCGGGUCAUCCGCAGUGGAUAUUCAAGCCAUUUUCUUUCGUCUUACCCUUGACUCGGCCACAGAGUUCCUCUUCGGCAAAAGCUGUGAUAGCCAGAUUGCUGCUACGCAAGGGAAGCAGGACAGGCCUGUGAUGAUACUUUUCUCUACGCGUUUGACCGGUGAGUUUAAGAAGUGCAUUGAUAUUUUGCACGCCUUCGUCGACAAGUAUGCUCUCUCUGCUCUGAGGCAGGUACAGCAGGAGGAGGAGAAAGCCCAGGGCGCCGAAAAGGUUCCGUCGCAGUAUUUCUUCUUGAAAGCCCUGGCUCGGACUACGAAAGACCCCGUCAGGCUGCGCGAUGAAUCCCUGAACGUCCUCCUAGCAGGCCGUGACACAACGGCUUCUCUAUUGAGCUGGACGAUCCUCCUUCUCGCACGUCACCAGAACGUCUUCGAAAAACUUCGAAGCGAUAUCCUCAAACAAUUCGGUACUUAUGAUCAGCCAUGCAACUUGGACUUUGAGUCAUUAAAAUCAUGCCAGUACCUCCAGCAUUUUCUUAAGGAGACUCUUCGUCUGUACCCUAUCGUACCCUUCAACCGCCGUUGCGCGACAAAGGAUACUACGCUCCCUCGUGGCGGCGGCGUAGACGGUACUUCACCGAUCUACAUCCGCAAGGGUCAUACAGUCAUGUACAGCACCUAUGUCCUGCACCGUCGAAAGGAUAUCUGGGGCGACGAUGCUGAAAUAUUCGAUCCGGACCGGUGGGACGGCGGGAAUGCCUCUUUGGGGUAUAUUCCGUUCAAUGCGGGGCGAAGAAGAUGCAUUGGUCAGAAGUUUGCUUUGAUGAGGUCUAGUUAUGUGCUGGUGAGAUUGUUACAGAGGUUUGAUCAGAUUGAGGAUGUGCACCCGGAGAGGGAGAUUCGUUUUGGUGUUUCACUGACUUCUUGUCCGGCUGAUCCGGUGACUGUGAGCUUACAUCCGGCGGAGGUAAAGGUUUGA
Messenger RNA from Penicillium canescens, 1197 nucleotides. Its product is annotated as cytochrome P450. The transcript is spliced from 3 exons. NCBI's taxonomy places the organism in Eukaryota, Fungi, Ascomycota, Eurotiomycetes, Eurotiales, Aspergillaceae. The record is from RefSeq and is a predicted model, not a curated record. Bases 1 to 1197 code for a protein of 398 amino acids. Gene Ontology annotation, molecular function: heme binding; oxidoreductase activity, acting on paired donors, with incorporation or reduction of molecular oxygen, reduced flavin or flavoprotein as one donor, and incorporation of one atom of oxygen; iron ion binding.